Meriones unguiculatus (Mongolian gerbil) is the source of this 6406-nucleotide messenger RNA. It is a transcript of the gene Pik3c2g, whose product is annotated as phosphatidylinositol-4-phosphate 3-kinase catalytic subunit type 2 gamma. Lineage: Eukaryota; Metazoa; Chordata; Mammalia; Rodentia; Muridae. The record is from RefSeq and is a predicted model, not a curated record. Bases 572 to 5089 code for a protein of 1505 amino acids. Gene Ontology annotation, molecular function: phosphatidylinositol binding; 1-phosphatidylinositol-3-kinase activity; 1-phosphatidylinositol-4-phosphate 3-kinase activity. Gene Ontology annotation, biological process: phosphatidylinositol-3-phosphate biosynthetic process; cell migration; phosphatidylinositol-mediated signaling. Gene Ontology annotation, cellular component: cytoplasm; phosphatidylinositol 3-kinase complex; plasma membrane. The transcript has 34 exons.
AGGCCUGUCUUUCUCUAUUUGUUGCUUUCUUUGGUUAGAAAUUUUGCUUUCUUUCAGUUUAAGGGUGACUGCUUUGAAGCUAUCUGAAAAUAUCCAUUCUGCUAGGAAAAUAUCAGCAUUAAUCUGACCGUUGAAACCAAAAUGAACUCAGUAACUGACCAGCUUUAAUGCGGUCACUUGAAGAAGCCAGAAGAGUAUUUACUGCAAAGGCUACUAAAGGCUAAAGCCAUGCCUUACAAAUAGUCAAAGUGCACCUUGCCACACACACUAAGAAAUCACCAUCACCCAUCAGCAUCCUGUGCUUUCUCCAUGUUCUGACCAUUCCUAAACUGUCAGGUGUUAAACAUUCUUUACCCAGUGAGUCAACCUGAAAAAGAAAUUCAGGGGCUACUUUUAUGUAUUGUUUCCUUGCAGCGCAGUCAGUAUCCGUCUCCGGGUCUUUAGAAUGCAGUCUCUGUGUUCUAGAUCUCCUUUCUGAACUGUGGGAUCCACGUGAAAGUUUUAACUUCUUUCAUAAUAUCAAGAACAUAUUUGGAGCCAAAUAAAUCCUCUCAGUUACACAAAAUAAAAAAUGGCAUAUAGUUGGCAAACAGACCCAAACCGCAUUGAACCACAGAAAGGUGAAUAUGAUCACCAACAAUUUCACCAUGCAAACCAGCACCUAUCUUCCAGACAAGUCAGACUGGGUUUCGAUCAGGUAGUGGAAGAGAUCAAUAAUGAACCUCCACUGUUUGAGAGCAAAAAAGAAGAAAACACAUUUUUUGUGCCUGAUGCAGCAAUCGUGGGUUCAGAAUGGCGAUCCAUAUACGGAGCACACCCAAGGCACUUGAGUGAAUUCACUCCUCAGAGCCCUGACCUCUCCCAGCUUCAUUUUGGGAGAACACCAGCCAUUGGCUUUAAUCCUGCUGUAUUACCUACACAUCAGAUCAUCGAUGAGGGAGGCUCCUGGAGAAAUCCCACAGGAAGAUGUCACAGUCCUGGGGAUACCAGGUUCGAUGCUCUAACCCCCUCACCCACUGACCUGGAUGAAUGUAACCCACAGAGACAAUCAGGAAAUGAACAUUGUGGCCACGGUUUGGGAUUCAAAGGCAGCAUCCUCUCUCAUUACUCAUCCUACUCAGCAGACUUCAUACCCAAUAGAGAGAAAAAAGGGAGUGGAGACGUGAACCUUGUAGAACCUUCUCUGAUGGUCUCUAAAGACUCCUUUCCACCCAGAGCAUGGGACAGCACAUCACUGGAAAACACAGAGAGAAUUGGUUGUCCCAUUGAAAUAGUGUCUGUACCCCAAGGGAGUAACAAGAGACUGGCCUCCUUUUGCAACAAAGUAAGAAGAAUAAGAGAAACAUAUCAUGCAAGUGACAUUGAUUCCAAUCCUGGAAGGAUCUGGGCCAUCGCUACAGCCUAUCCGUCUCAGGUCUUCGCUGACACCAAGUUCAGAAUAAAUAUUUGCACGAAUAACUCAACAAAGCCCCUUCUUCUUAUGCCACAUGCUAAUUAUCUUGUCAAAGACCUAAUUGCUGAAAUUCUGCUUUUAUGUGCAAAUGAGCAGCAUUUCCCUGAAGAGUAUCUUCUAAGUAUAUGUGGUUCUGAAGAAUUUUUACAGAUAGAUCACUGUCUAGGGAGCCACAAAAUAUUUCAGAAAAAUAAAUCUGUCAUUCAACUCCAUCUUCAGAAAAACAGGGAUGCUCCAGGAAAAUUAGCCCGGAAGAGUGAAGAUGACCACAGUCAGUUUCAUCUGAACCAACUUCUAGCAUUUACACAUAUUUGGAAAAUAUCCAGACAAUGCCUCUCUACGAUAAUGAAAAAAUACAACUUCCAUGUCAAACACCUGUUGAAAACCCAGGAAGAUUUGGAGGAGAAUUUGUUAUCCGUGUUUUCCAGUGAUCCACACGCUUUCCAGCCACAUGUGAAUCGUAUUAUUGAAGAAGUUAAAAACAUAUGCAGCAUUCUUGGAUAUAUUGAAACCAAACAAGUUUCAGAUGCAGUAAAAGAACUAAAUCUACUUCAGCAGAGACAAUCACAGAAUUUUCAUCAGACAUCAGAAACUUCACAAAAAGGCUCCUUAGAGAAAGUGACAGCUGAACUAUCGAGGUCCAUCUAUCAGCUAAUUGAAGUGUACUGCAGUAGCUUUUGUACAGAUUUCCAGCCUGUGCACACACCUGGAGGUACAUCCUGCAUCCACGCCGGGCUCCAUGCCCACUUGAGUUUCACAGUGUGUACCCUGCACAAUGUUCCAGAGACUUGGGCACACAGCUACAAAGCAUUUUCGUUCUCCUGCUGGCUCACAUAUGCUGGGAAGAAGCUAUGUCAAGUGAAAAGCUGUAGACCCAUGCCAGUCACAAAAUCAUUCUUUCUUUUGAUCAACUGGAAUGAAAUAAUCAAUUUUCCUCUUGAUAUAAAGUCACUUCCAAGAGAAUCCAUGCUCAUCAUAAAACUGUUUGGGAUUGACUUUGCCACCCACAGUGCGAAUUUGCUGGCCUGGACCUGCCUUCCGCUGUUUCCAAAAGAAAAGUCUAUGGUGGGGUCCAGGCUAUUCAGCAUGACAUUACAGAGCGAGCCUCCCAUAGAAAUGAUAGCUCCAGGAGUAUGGGAUGGGAGCCAGCCUACGCCACUGACCCUGCAGAUAGAUUUUCCAGCCGCUGGGUGGGAGUAUACGAAACCUGAUUCUGAAGAGAACAGAGCUGACCGCGAGGACCCACCAAGAGAGUGUCUAAAGCACAUCGCCAGACUCUCCCGGAAGCUGUCUCCCUUACUGCUUUCUCAGGAAAAGAGAAGAUAUCUGUGGUUUUAUCGUUUCUACUGCAAUAAUGAAAACUCCUCCCUCCCUCUGGUCUUGGGGAGUGCCCCUGGAUGGGAUGAAGGGACAGUUUUUGAAAUGCAUGCCAUCUUGAGAAGGUGGACAUUUUCUCAUCCAUUGGAAGCACUUGGUCUUUUGACUUCCAGUUUUCCAGACCAAGACAUUCGUGAAGUGGCCGUGCAACAAUUAGACCACCUCUUGACUGAUGAACUCCUGGAGUACCUCCCACAGCUAGUUCAGGCUGUCAAGUUUGAGUGGAGUCUUGACAGUCCCUUGGUGGAACUCCUGCUUCGCCACUCCCUGCAAAGCAUCCGGGUCGCACACCGUCUCUACUGGCUGCUGCAGGCUGCACAAGGUGAAGCCUGCUUUAAACGCUGGUACCAGGAACUAUUGGCUGCUCUCCAGUUCUGCGCAGGAGAAGCCCUGAAUGAUGAGUUUUCCAAGGAGCAGAAACUUGUCAAACUUUUGGGUGAUAUUGGAGAGAAAGUCAAGUCUGCCAGUGACCCUCAGAGACAGGAUGUACUACAGAAAGAGAUCGGCAGCCUAGAAGAAUUCCUUAAAGAUACAGAGGCUUGUCAUCUUCCUCUGAAUCCAGCCUUAUGCAUAAAAGGAAUUGAUCCGGAUGCAUGCUCAUAUUUCAAAUCUAACGCUUUGCCAUUGAAGAUUACUUUCAUCAGUGCUAAUCCAAUGGGCAAAAACAUCAGUGUUAUUUUUAAGGCUGGGGACGAUCUUCGGCAGGAUAUGCUUGUUCUUCAGAUUAUUCAAGUGAUGGACAAGAUUUGGCUGCAGGAGGGCCUAGAUAUGCAAAUGAUCGUUUAUGAAUGUCUAUCCACAGGAAAAGCCCAAGGAUUGAUAGAGAUGGUGCCUGAUGCUGUAACACUGGCUAAGAUCCAUCUGCACUCUGGGCUGAUAGGACCACUGAAAGAAAAUACCAUCAAGAAGUGGUUUAGUCAGCACAACCACUUAAAGGAAGAUUAUGAAAAGGCCCUGAGGAACUUUUUUUACUCUUGUGCUGGCUGGUGUGUGGUAACGUUCAUCUUGGGAGUCUGUGACCGGCAUAAUGACAAUAUCAUGCUGACAAAGUCAGGCCACAUGUUUCAUAUUGACUUUGGAAAAUUCUUGGGUCAUGCACAAACAUUUGGUGGCAUAAAAAGGGACCGAGCCCCUUUCAUUUUUACUUCAGAGAUGGAGUACUUUAUUACUGAGGGUGGAAAAAACACACAGCAUUUUCAAGAUUUUGUGGAGCUGUGCUGCAAAGCCUACAACAUUGUCAGGAAACACAGCCAGCUGAUCCUGAGCCUUCUAGAAAUGAUGCUGCACGCAGGACUGCCAGAGCUGAGUGGAGCUGAAGACCUGAAAUAUGUAUAUAACAAUCUCCGUCCACAAGACACAGACCUGGAAGCCACAAGUCAUUUUACCAAGAAGAUAAAAGAAAGUCUGGAGUGUUUCCCAGUUAAGUUGAAUAACCUGAUCCACACGCUUGCACAGAUGCCAGCCAUAAGCCUUGCCAAACCUUCCCCUCAGACUCUUCUCCAGGAAGCCUGCAUCCUGAAUAAAACCAGGACAAUUCAGAGAGCCACAAUUUUAGGGUUCAGCAAGACACACAGCAACCUGUAUCUGAUCGAGGUGACAUGCAGCGACAGCAGGAAAAGCCUGACCAGGAAGUCAUUUGAGCAGUUUUACAGACUUCACAGCCAAAUUCAGAAGCAAUUCUCCUCGGUGGCUCUCCCAGAGUUUCCUCACUGGUGGCACUUGCCUUUUACAGACGUGGAUCACAAGAGAAUCAGAGAUCUAAGUCGUUACGUAGACCAGCUGCUGCACGGAUCUUAUGAAGUUGCGAAUAGUGAUUGUGUACUUGGGUUUUUUCUCUCUGAACAUACAAAACCAACACUUGCAGACUCUCCAUUUGUGGACCCAGGUGAGAAUUCUCCAGACAAAAACCCCAAGGUGCAGUUACUGAUGACGUACGAGGACUCGAAGCUCACCAUCCUAGUGAAACACAUGAAAAACAUCCAUCUCCCAGAUGGCUCUGCGCCGAGUGCACAUGUUGAAACUUAUCUUUUACCACAUCCCAGUGAAGUUCGUAGGAGGAAGACGAAGUCUGUUCCAAAAUGCACUGACCCCACUUACAAUGAAAUUGUGGUGUAUGACCAAGUCUCAGAGCUCCAAGGCCAUAUCUUAAUGCUUAUUGUGAAGAGCAAAACUGUAUUUGUGGGAGCAAUUAACAUUCAACUGUGUAGUGUUCCCCUCAAUGAAGAAAAGUGGUACCCAUUAGGAAACAGUAUCGUCUGACCAGUGCCAUGAGUGUAUGCAUUAUUGAUUAAGUAUUUGUAUGUUUUUAGAUUCUGAUUCUAUCACAUAAACAAGGCAUCUUUCUUGUGGAAGACAGCUUAGAGCAGUGGUUCUCAGCUUUCCUAACACUGUGACGUUUUAACCCAGUUCCUCAUAUUGUGGGGACCCCCAACCAUAAAAUUAUUUUUAUUGCUACUUCAUAACUGUAAUUAUGUUACUCUUGUGAAUUGUAGUGUAAAUAUCUUAUAUGCAGGAUAUUUGAUAUGAGACCCCUGUGAUGAAAAGGUCAUUUGACCAAGGGACUGCAACACACUGGUUGAGAACCACUGGCUUAGAGUUUGAAGGGCAUAGAACAUAGAAGAACCAGAUAAGAAUCAUUCUUUUGUAGUUCUUUAGUCCCUGUUCUCUCCCUAUCAUAUUUUCUCCUUGGAAUAUUCAUCAUGUGAAAUUCCAUAUGCAAAGUAAUGAAAGAAUGAUUAAUUUUAAUAUACAUUUUGAAUCAAACAUAAGUUCACACUUUGUCUCAAUUGCUUGUUGUAGUCAAAAUUAUACUUUCAAGGUGUUUUCUAAAGAAUGACAGCUAGGGAAAGCUAAUGAAUGAAUUUGAAAGCUAAGGAUGUCUGCCCAGCUAAGAUUUAAAACUUAAAUAUGUGUACAGCCCACAUGUCUAGUCAUGAUGGUAUUUUUGAGAAAACUGGUGAGCUCUGGCCAUGUGCUAUAAUUUUUUGAUCAAAAACCCUAAGAUUUUCUAUCAUUGCUUAGACUUUUUCUUUAAUAAUUUCAUGCAUGUAUAUAAUACCUCUCAUUUUUCUUGAUUCUUACCCUUUUUUAGUUUCCUACCACUCUUUUCUAACAAUGUCUUUUCUGUAUUCCUAUGGGGAUUUUUCUUCUUACUAUCCCUGGCUGACCUAGAACUCAUCAUGUAGAUCAAACUCUCCCCAAACUCACAGUGGUCCUCCUGCCUCUGUCUCCCUAUUGCUGGGAAUCCAGGUCAUUGCACAUGGUCUGAAAUUUCUUAAGUUCAGUUCUUAAAAUUUCCUUUUGAUAUUGAUUAAUCCACUGUCUUUGUUUCUUCCAGCCAUGGUCAUGUUCACACCUUAAACCUUACUAAUCCCAAACACAAAAUGUCUGACUUUAAAGUUACCUGUUUAAAACUUAAUUUCAUUUGUUAAAUAUUAACUUAUCCCUUGUGCCCACUAUGACCUGAAUAGAGGAUCUUACAGAUUGUUGCUUGCAUAGUAGGCAAAGUAGCAGUGUGCCUUCAAAAUAAUCGAACUGAAGAUUUAAAAAAAUAAAAUAAAACAUCUGCCAUGAAAA